Messenger RNA from Adineta ricciae, 1815 nucleotides. The record is from the annotation of a GenBank genome assembly. NCBI's taxonomy places the organism in Eukaryota, Metazoa, Rotifera, Eurotatoria, Adinetida, Adinetidae.
AUGGCUCAACCAACACCGGAGGAACUUGAUCGGCAACUUGAUGAAUUUAUCGAUAAUCUUGUCGAUAACAAAGAUAAUUUACCAUCAGCUGAACUUGAUGAUGCUUUCUGGAAAGAUCUCGAAGGACAUCCAUUUUUCAUGAAAGAAAUGCCAGAAGAAGGUGCUGAGCUCCAUCCCGCAGCAGCCGCGUUGCAAGCUUUGAAGUGGGACGACGAUGAUGAUACACCAUUAGAUAAAGCAAUCAAAUUCAAAGACGAAGGCAAUAAAUACUACGAAUUGAAAAAGUAUCGUAAUGCAAUUCUUGCGUAUACCGAAGGGAUAAAACAACGUUGUUCGGAUCCGACUACCAAUGCGGUUUUGUUUUGUAAUCGAGCAACAGCGAAUUUCUACUUGGGAAAUUAUCGCUCAGCUCUACGCGAUUGUGUUCUAUCGAGAAAGUCAAAUAUCAAGAAGCUCAAACUUGGUGCACAGCCGGUUUAUCAUAAUGAGAAACUCAUCGAAAUGCGUGAUCGAGCGGCCAGAUUGCAGAAAGAAACCGAACGUGACGAAAGAAAAAAACAAGGUCUCGAACGAAAACAAAGAAAUGAACAACAAAAAAUUCUGAAUGUUGUCAAAAAACAAAAUAUUCGAAUACAACAAGAUCCAUCCAUCGACAUAUUUGACAUUAGUUCGAAUCCUGCCGGAAGUUGUAUACAACUGAAUGAACAGGAUCAAACACUGACAUUUCCAGUUGUAUUCCUCUAUCCAGAAUAUGGACAGACUGAUUACAUCAAAGAAUUUCAUCAGGAUACGAAACUUAUCGAUCAACUAACGGAGAUGUUUCAAUCGCGUGCACCCUGGGACGAAGAAGGCAAAUAUACAUUAGAUCAAAUGAGUAUCUAUUAUGAAGAUCGAGAUAAGCAUGAAUUGAAGACCAUUCCAUCGGACAAAACACUUCUUCAAACCCUUCAAUUGCCCGGAUUUGUCAUUCAACUCGGUAUGCCGAGUUUAAUAGUAAUGAUUCCUAAUUCGGUCUUCGCUAAACACUAUUUGAAAAUGUUUGCUACUCUAAAGCUUGCACUAACGCUGGCUAUUAUUCGAUUGACACCGUCGCAUUUAACUCCAAAGGAUUUUACGAUACAAUUACAGAAUAACUUACGACGAAAACGAAACAACGACGCGAUACAAUUCGAACAAGUUCUAGUCGAUGUCUGUUCACUGCGAAAGUCGACCCGAGCGAUCAGAAUUCCAACGCAUGUGUUGGAUCUACUUGAUCAUCACGGGAGAUUUCUUCAGAAUGUUUUUACUCACUCUGUCGAUCUGAAUAUCGAAUUGCAAACUCUAAUCAUGGAGACUAUCGAUCGAAUUUUUGAAUUAAUGAAACAGAACUUACUACGGAUUCAAGAUGAAACAUAUGAAAUCAUGUUCAGACAAUUGAUCACCAUGAUUGCUAGUUACAGUGUCAUACCCAACAUUCAAAAGCAUUUCAAAAAUUACAACCAGCGGUCAGCUACUCAUCGAACAAAUCGGUAUUUAUCGAUGAAUAUGGACCAUAGUUGUCAAUCAUCGUAUUUCUUAUUGGUUUUUGAGCAAAUACUCAUCGAAUUGUUUGCUUUGUUCCAUCACGCAAAUCUCGAUGCAAUCUACGCUUCGAUUCUCAUCAGCAUCCAACAAAAAUUAAUUACAACAAACGACAGUACAACAUUAGAACAAAUACUCAAUAAUGAAUCUGUUCGUCAACAAUUCCAUGCGUUGCUCUACGCAUGUUUAGCUAUGAAUAAUAAUGAAAGUUCAUUAGUUGUUAGUCUUUGGAAUAUUUAUGGUCGAAUUUUAUGA